This is a messenger RNA of Chironomus riparius, 2274 nucleotides long. The record is from the annotation of a GenBank genome assembly. NCBI's taxonomy places the organism in Eukaryota, Metazoa, Arthropoda, Insecta, Diptera, Chironomidae.
UUAAACUUGUUGUUUUGUUUUUGUUAUUUAAAAAUUUUAAUAGAGAGAAAAAGUAGCUACAAUUUCAAUAAAUCUUUAGAUUACUGGAAAUCUAGAAGGAAAAAUCAACUUUUAAGUUCGAGAAAUUUUCCAAAUUAACUUAUCGCAGCAUAUUGGGCUUAUAAUCUGUUUAUAAGCAUCAAUCAUGUCAAUAAGAUUAUUAACUCGAUUUUUCAAAAAUGGAAGAAGCCUUUUGUUUACAAAUAGAAGACAUAUUUACCAGUCAAGAGCCGUACAGAACUUAGCAAUUCGAAAGAAACCACUGCAGGAUCCAAUUCUGGCUGACUUAAAUGUUGCAAGAGAACAAAAUAGUUUCACAAGAUUCAGUCGACGAUUGCUGGUUGAUAACGUUCUAAAUCGCGUAACAAGCCCCAAAUCAUAUCUUUUGAGAGCUGAAGCUACAAAAAAAUUUGCUUUUGGUGAUAGCUUGCCAUUCCUUUCACUUGUUGGAUGUAGUUUGGCUAGUGGCAAUGGAUUGAUUACUAAGGAAGACGAAUUAGAGAGCAUUUGUUGGGAAAUUAGAGAAGCUGUUGUUAAGUAUCAAAGUAGAUUAGAAGAUAAAGUCACAGACACAAGGUUGAAUGAGGAUUUACAACUAAGUGAUUUAGACAUCGGUCCACCCUUAGCUAAAGGAUGUUCGGCUGUUGUUUAUAGUGCUAAUUUUAAAAAUGCGAACGGAAAAGAAGAAAAGACAAAAGAAAGUGAAAGUUUAAUGAACAGGAACGAAAACGAUACUUGGAAAACUGAUAUUGAGCACGAUGGAAACGUCAACUUAUUUUCGUCUUCAAAGAGUUUGUCCGAGAUUGUUCAGAAUAUUAAUGGGAGCUUUGAUAAUUUAUCUGUCCCUUCUUCAUCAAAUAUUAAUGCAACAACAAAGGAUUCUUCAGAAAAGACCAGUAAAAUUAGUCGCGUAGUGAAAUUUAACAGUAAAGUUACGGAGUAUAUUAAUGAGGGACACGAUCUUUCUGAUGAUGAAUUUAAAAUGACUGCAAAUUCUAGUGAAAUUGUAGACUCUUCAAUAUAUACUUAUCCUUGGGCAUUAAAGAUGAUGUUCAACUAUGAUAUUCAAAGCAAUGCUAUGGCAAUAUUAAAGGCAAUGUAUAAGGAAACAAUUCCGGCUAGAAAUCGUUUAAAUAGAAACGACAUUGGAAACUGGGAGAAUCAUAUUGCUGAGCAAACAAUUAUCCUUCCACCUCAUCCUAAUUUAGUUCUAAUGCCUACCUUCUUUUGUGAUAAUAUACCAGAAUUGCAAUGCUCUCAAACACUUUAUCCAAAUGCUUUACCCGCAAGACUAAAUCCUAGUAGUGGAUAUGGCCGUAACAUGAGCUUAUUUUUAUUAAUGAAGAGAUAUAACUGUAGUUUGAGAGAAUAUUUAGAUGAGUAUAGUGAUUUAUCGACUAGAACGAGAAUCAUCCUGUUGGCACAAUUACUUGAAGCAGUCGCACACAUUAAUAAUUUUCAAAUAGCACAUCGAGACUUGAAAAGUGAUAAUAUUUUAAUUGAUACUGCAUCAGACUCUUUGCCUUUACUCGUUUUAUCUGAUUUCGGAUGCUGUUUGGCUGACAAAAGUCAUGGACUUCGAUUGCCAUAUCAAUCGAAUGAAAUUGACAAAGGAGGAAAUAUACAAUUAAUGGCACCAGAAAUCGUUUUGAAACAGCCUAGUAUGUUUGCCAUAUUAGAUUAUACAAAGUCGGAUUUGUGGGCUUGUGGAACAAUUGCUUAUGAAAUAUUUGGCUAUACAAACCCUUUUUAUAAUGAUCUGUCAACAAACACGAAAGCAUUGCGUAAUAUGGAUUAUGAUGAAUCUAUGCUUCCUGAAUUAACAAAUGAGGAAAUUCCAGCGGUAGUUAAAAAGCUGAUAGAAAAUAUUCUCCAACGAAGUCCUAGAAUGAGAUUAAAUUGUGAUGUAGCUGCUAAUGUCCUUGAAUUAUAUUUGUGGGCACCAUCUUCAUGGAUUAAAUACAAAAGGAUUCCAACAAAUAAUGAGAUCUUAGAAUGGCUUUUAAGUUUGACAACUAAAAUUCUCUGUGAAAGAGGAUUAGGAGCUGUAAAUGAAAAGUUUAUGGCAAAAAAUCGCAGAACGUAUACUGAAUAUGUGUUAAUUUCAACAUUUUUAUCUCGUGCGAAAUUACAGAAUAUUCGCAAAGCUUUAUCAUUUAUCCAAUCAGUUUGAGUACUCCUUUUUUUAUUUAUCAUAAAUCUUAAUUAAAUUAUAUAUUAUAUAAAAGUCCAACA